AUGGAUGCUCCUAGUGCUUCAAAUCAACAUAAGUCACACAGCAUCACCGAACGCGUGAAGACUACUUUCAAAAAGUGGAAAAGAGAUAAACAUACAUAUUUUAUUACCCUUAAAUCAAGCAUUUCAAACGUCACCGCAGAUCUGGACGCGAAGGGUGAUCCAGCCAGUUCUAAAUAUGACAGUUCCCAAACCAACGACCACAACACGAAGGAUUUUUGGCAGAUGGCGUACGAAGCGUUAACAGAGAGCGACCCGAACAGUAUAGCAGUGCUUUUCCCGCUUACCGGGACAAAGUCUCAGGAUACUGGCAAUGCACGAACCAGAGAAAAACUGGACGAGGUAGUUGAGGCAACAAAGGCGCAGUACAAGGAAAAGCAGAGAAAGGAUAGCAUUCAGACCACAGCCAAUAAAAUAUUAAACUCAGUACUGUCUUUCCAAGAUGUUAUCGAUAAUAUUGUGAAAUUUGAUCCGACUGGAUACGCUUCCAGUGCUUGGGCGAUAGUUUCCCUUGGUUUAACAAUGGCUAAGAACCAUGCAGACCUCCGAGGGGCUCUAUUUAGCUCAUCAGAAUACUUGGCGGACUUAUUAACUCGUUGUACCUUCAUUGAAGAACAGUAUUAUGGGGAUGGAGAUCCUAACAUAGUGAAUGCCGAAAAAAAACAGUCGAUUAUCCGGGUCUAUUACAAGCCAACCACUCACGCAGCUCAAAAUCUUGAUCAAGAAAAAGAAGUCCCACCUGCACCAGUAGCUAAUUCUGGACCAGCACUUACGUUAGAAAAAGAAAACAGAGAAUAUUCUGAAUCACCUCGAUCAAUUGACCGGGGAUCUCCAAAAGUACACAUCCCUCAAAUGGUCCCCGGAAUCCGAAAAGCUAUUGAAGAUGAUCCUGCAAUUCCUAGAAGUUCACUUCAAGAUCAGUUUAAUAAGCUCAUCUUACAGCCAUUGCUCACUGUCGAUCAUAGCAAAGUCAUGAAAUCUAUAAUAAUUGUCAUCAACACUCUAGAUAAAUGCAAACCAGAGGAGGACAUGGAAAUCAUCCUCGAUCUUUUACCCGAGGUUAAGACGGUAAUAAAUAUAAUAAUCCGAUUCUUCUUAAUCAGCCGGCCGGAGAUACCCAUCCGUUGUGGGUUUGAUGAAAUCGAUAAGAGCAAGUACCAGAAUACUAUCCUGCAAGAUUUAGAUAAAGAUGUGAUAAAAUAUGACAUCGCCUUAUAUCUCAGAGAAGAAUUCUCUAAAAUAUAG
This is a messenger RNA of Aspergillus niger, 1242 nucleotides long. RefSeq lists its product as uncharacterized. The transcript has 4 exons. The coding region runs from base 1 to 1242 and encodes 413 amino acids. The record is from RefSeq and is a predicted model, not a curated record. NCBI's taxonomy places the organism in Eukaryota, Fungi, Ascomycota, Eurotiomycetes, Eurotiales, Aspergillaceae.